Impatiens glandulifera is the source of this 749-nucleotide messenger RNA. RefSeq lists its product as uncharacterized. The record is from RefSeq and is a predicted model, not a curated record. The transcript is spliced from 2 exons. NCBI's taxonomy places the organism in Eukaryota, Viridiplantae, Streptophyta, Magnoliopsida, Ericales, Balsaminaceae. The coding region runs from base 68 to 580 and encodes 170 amino acids.
UGUCUCCUCUCUCCGCCUUGAAAAUCUAAAAAAAAAAAAAACUUCAUCUUCAUCCUCGUGCUCAACCAUGGCUUCUCUCAAUGUCAAGCUUCUUUUUCUUCAUUUCUUCAUCUUCUAUUGCUUCACCUUCACGAUCGCCGCUUCUUCAUCCACCAAUGGUCCAACAGUCUAUCAAGUAUUCCCCAAAUUCGGUCUUCCGACCGGUCUUCUCCCCAAUUCCGUCAAAUCAUACUCUCUUUCUCCCGACGGCGAAUUCGUCAUCGAGAUGGAGUAUCCCUGCUUUAUCCGAUUCGAGUAUUUGGUUUAUUACGAGACAAAGAUCACAGGAAAGCUCAAGUAUGGAUCAAUCAGCGAUCUAAAGGGUAUUCAGGUUCAGAGAUUCUUAUUGUGGUUUGAUGUUGAUGUUAUUAGGGUUGAUUUACCUCUCUCAGAUAGUAUCUAUUUCCAAAUUGGAAUGAUCAAUAAAAGACUUGAAAUUAAUCAGUUUAAAACUGUUCAUACCUGCACCAGAAAGGAACUUGCUUCAUCAAUUCAGCCUCCAAACCCUAAAGGUGAUAUUGAAAUGUUGAUAACAGAGUAGUAGCAGAGAAGAGAAGUGAAGGUGGUGGGUGUUGUGUUCAUAACAUUAACUGUAUCAUCAUGAUUCAUACAUAAUUGAGCAAUAUAUAUAUAUACAUUAAUAAUACUAUAUAUGGUUUUUAUAUGGUUUAUUAAUCAAUCAAUGGGUUUUACCAUUUUGAAACUAUAAU